CCUGCGCCUCAGCCCGUCACCUCGAUAGCCGAAUCCGCCGCUGCCUCCACGGCGUGGGGCUGCGCCGGCGGCUGCCCUUCCCCUCCGCGGGCCCCCUCGGUCCCCAGCCCCGCAGCUCCACCCGGCAGCCGCCGCCCUACACGCAACGCGCCUGCGCAGUGCGGUUUGCGCGGCCAGCGGCUCCGCCCGCCGCCCUGUGCGGCUGCGGCCCAGGCUAACCGCGUGCCGUCGAGCGGUGGCACGCUGCGGCGUCGCUCGUCGCCUCCCACCGGACAACGGCCACUGCAUCAGGCGCGCGGCAAGCUACAGCCCGCAGCCGGGCAGGGGCAGCGCGCCCCGACCCCUCAGCCGACCGCUCGACUGGCCGAGUCCCCAACGCGACGGCCACCAAUUGCAGCAGGUGCACGGCAGGAGGCAGGGGCACCCCGCAGCCGCAGCCCCCACACCCCCAACUCGGCAAGUGUUGCUCUCUGGCCUACCCUAGUUCAAAAUCCUGGGUCUGCCACUUCUAGAAAAAGCAGUUCGCACAGAUCAACCUCAGCUCGAGAUCCUCCAGCUUUAGCUUGCUCGAGCUCGGCUCAUUGACAGCCCUCCCGGCUCCCGCUCAGGGCUCAGCCGCUCAGAUCAUCUCCUCCCUGUCUGUUUCUUAGCUUUCCCUUCUCUCGGACUCUCUCCUCCCUCACUCUUCCUUCCCCGACGGCGACGACUGGGCGAGCGGCGGCGCCAUUUGUCCUGUCUUCGCCUGGGCCUUUGCCGGCGAUGAGCGCAUCCUCCAGAAUUAUUGGGUGUACAUGUGUACGCCGAUGUUCUAUGCUGGGUCCGCCCCUGCUGGUUGGGAUUCGGCCAAGCUGCUCUCCUCCUUCCCGUGCAUUUGCAGCUGUCAGAGCUCAAAAGAUUCAGCUCCCCAGGAAAAAAAGGCGACUGGAUGAAGUGUGCUUGGAAAGGUUUCAACAAUAUAGUAGAACGUACAUCCAGUCAUGGAUUCUUCAAGGUAAAGUCAUUGUUGAUGGAAGAGUUGUGAAUAAAGCUGGAACACAAGUAUCUGACAAGUCAGUCAUUGAAAUUAAGGCUGAAAUCCCAAAAUAUGUGUGUAGAGCAGGACAUAAGCUUGAGGCAGCUAUCAAAGAAUUUGGUAUUGAUUGUGAUGGAAAGAUAGCCCUUGAUUCGGGAUUAUCCACUGGAGGCUUUACUGACUGUUUACUUCAGCAUGGAGCAUCACAUGUUUAUGGUGUAGAUGUUGGCUAUGGACAGGUAGCUGAAAAAAUCCGUACACAUGAACGUGUCUCAGUGAUCGAACGUACAAAUUUGAGAUAUCUUACUCAAUUGCCACAACCAGUUGACUUGGUCACACUGGACCUGUCAUUUAUCUCAAUUCUCUUGGUUAUGCCUGCUGUUAUCAAAGUAAUGAAGGUGGACUCUACAUUGAUAACACUUAUCAAGCCUCAAUUUGAAGCUCGCAGAUCACAGGUAGGAGGUGGUGGGAUUGUUCGAGAUCCCCUGGUUCAUAAAGAGGUACUGGAUAGAAUAAUUUCAGGCGUGGAAGAGUUUGGAUUCUGCAAUAAAGGCUGGAUCGAAUCUCCCAUAAAGGGCGCAGAAGGGAACAAGGAGUUUCUUGCUUGCUUCCACAGGAUCCCAAUAUCAGAAUCGCAACCAGAAGUAGAGACAAAGGCAGAGGCCGAAGCUACAUGAUAGAGAAUGCAGCUUGAAACCUGUAACCAAGGAUGAUAUAUCAUCAAUCAGAACGUGCCAUUAAGCAUCUGGAAGCUCCACUAAUGCUGGAAAGUUGUGUUGUUUGUGUUAGAAAAUAGGCCAAGUACGGUCAGUGAGAUACCUAGGAGAGAUACAAAAUUUUGAAGCACUUGAUUCUGAAGUUCUAGGGGUCCACUUGCUGUUCCUCCGGAGAGUAAGAACAAACAUGCAGAGAAUGGUCAGCCCGUUGUUUAUUGUGGAGCAUGUCACCUGAUUGUGACAUACAGUCUACAUUAACCGCCCAGUAUCCUAUCCUACCAAACACUGACGCAGGCAGUUUUCGUGUAUAAUUUGUUCAGGGGUCUGCAUGUGGUA
Panicum virgatum (switchgrass) is the source of this 2064-nucleotide messenger RNA. Its product is annotated as hemolysin A. Gene Ontology annotation, biological process: methylation. The record is from RefSeq and is a predicted model, not a curated record. Bases 760 to 1689 code for a protein of 309 amino acids. NCBI's taxonomy places the organism in Eukaryota, Viridiplantae, Streptophyta, Magnoliopsida, Poales, Poaceae. The transcript has 11 exons. Gene Ontology annotation, molecular function: methyltransferase activity; RNA binding.